Molecule: messenger RNA, 1191 nt
Organism: Lactuca sativa (garden lettuce)
Lineage: Eukaryota; Viridiplantae; Streptophyta; Magnoliopsida; Asterales; Asteraceae
Product: putative F-box protein At3g16210
Molecular function (GO): protein binding
Source: RefSeq, a predicted model, not a curated record
AUGUCAGACUACCUACCUUUUGAACUUCAAGUAGAAAUCAUUAAAAGACUUCCAGUUAAGCCAUUGCUUCAGUUUAGAUCUGUCUCAAAACGAUGGAAGACUUUAAUCGGCAGUUCUGAGUUUAUUGCUGCUUACAGCUUCGACCAUACUCAGCUAAACCGUCUUAUUGUAUGGUACGAAGAACAUGUCCCUCUAACACAAACUGGGAAAAAACUUGUUUCAAUUCUUGAUGAUGAGACUUUAAACUCGAUUUCUGCACACCAUGAGAUUGAUCCGACUGCUCUUGGGCUCUCUAAACCAUUCAAGGAUGUACGAGUGGUUGGAAGCUCUCAAGGGUUGUUGUGCUUAUAUGAUUUUCUUCAAGAUCCUUCUUGUCAUUAUUCUGGAACAUUGGUGGUUGUUCUUUGGAAUCCUUCGAUUAGAAAGUCGGUUGAUGUAGUUGUUCCUGGUGUGUUAGAUAUGAUGUUUGAACAUACUGUUCUUGGUUUUGGGGUUUGUCCUAUCACUAGUGACCCUACGAUUGUCAAGAUUAUAAACAUCAGCAAGAAAAUGAAACAAAGGGAUGGCGUCCCUUUCCUAGUUGAGGUUUUCACAUUAAGCACAGGUAAUUGGAGAGUAAUUCCUAGUAGCAAACUGCCUAAUAAACCUGUUGAAGUUACAUCGUAUCGGGUAGUUAUAGAUAAGUUUAUUUAUUGGUUUGUUUUCGAUGAUAUUGAUGAUAUGUUUGAUGUUGGUGCACAUAAGAUGAUUAUGUCAUUUGAUAUGACUACUCAAGAAUUUAGUCUGAUAGACUUACCUAAAAGUUUUGCACAUCUAUCUUCCACGUAUGUUUCCAUUUCUGAAGUAAGGGAUUCUCUUGUCGUGCUUGAAUACAAUCCCAACAGCGAGAAACAAGUUUGUGUUGUUUGGAUGAGGAGUCAUGGUGUUCCGAAUUUGUUUACAAAGAUGUUCACCCUUAUCACACCCUUUGAAUCAAUAAACAUUUUAGGAUUUAAGAAGAGUGGUGGACCGAUAAUGGAAAUGCUUAAUGAAAUCUGGGGGCCAGCUGCAUUGGUUUUCUGUGACCCGUAUUCAGAAGACUGUAAUUGUACCUCGAUAUUUGCAAAAUCUGGUUCCAUUUUUGUUGACUCAUACAAGGAGACCCUACUUUUGCUUGAUAAGGAUUCAAGUGUUUAUUCUAUCAAUAACUGA